This is a messenger RNA of Stegodyphus dumicola, 514 nucleotides long. RefSeq names its product syntaxin 18 (gene Syx18). Gene Ontology annotation, cellular component: SNARE complex; endoplasmic reticulum. The record is from RefSeq and is a predicted model, not a curated record. Lineage: Eukaryota; Metazoa; Arthropoda; Arachnida; Araneae; Eresidae. Gene Ontology annotation, biological process: retrograde vesicle-mediated transport, Golgi to endoplasmic reticulum.
CUCCCGGUAAAAGUGUUCAAGUACGGCAUCAGCGAAGUAGCGUAGCAAAAUUUAUUUACUUUCUUGAGGAGGAAUCUUGUAUGUUGAUUGUUGGCGCUCUGUGAGCGCGGAGGUAGUGCGUUAGAAAUGAUUGUAGUUGAAAGUUGAUAUCGUAAUAAAAAUUUUUAGUGAAAUUCAAGUUUAUUUCGGUGAAAGAAAAAUAGUUAGUUAUCCCAUAUUGCUUUGCAAUUCAUGUAUGUAGUCAUGGAUGUAACUCCGGUCUUUAAAGCAUGUGUCAAAACAUUAAGGACACGAAAUAAAGCCUUAGGUUUGGGUGACAAAGAUAAGUCAAUUUUGUCUAGCAGUUCUAAAGGAAAUAAAAAUAAAUCGGAAUUUACCGUUAAAGCUAAAGAAGUGCUGGGAACAAUUACGAAGAUGAGAGAUUUUUUAUUGGAUCAUCGUAAAGAUUAUAUUAAUGUCAGUCAUAUUUUGCAUGGAGUAUCAAAUAUGACAGAUUCUGACGGAUAAAUAAUAG